GUUAACUGUCAGAAAGCGUCAUUCUUUCGCUGUUGUGUAUUUUUUUGAUUCUCUAAUUUUAAUACAUGUUUCAUUUCAUUCCUACAAUCCGAUGUUGCUCACGAAAUGGGUGCAAAAUCGCCUGUGAAGCCAAGGCUCCGGCGUGGUACUUUUAAGUGCAAUAUUUGUCAGCGUAAAUUGUUGAGCGCGCAGGCACUAAAAACUCACCAAUAUUCCAUUCACAACUUUCAAGCCUGUGCCUCUUCAUCGAAAGCGCCAGACGUAGCCGUGGAGAAAUCUAAAACUGUCAGUGAUAAGGUUUCAGCAGCAAUUACAAAAGUAGCAAAACCAAUGAAUAAGUUGAAGCAAUCAAAUAAUGUCUCUGUGGAGGGAAUUGAGGCUUUUCCUCAUGAUAAAGUAUCAGAUUUGCGGAAAAUUCAGUUUGAAUGUCCAAUAUGCAAUGAAAUGUCCUCCACUUACUAUAUAGCAUACAAACAUAUACAAAAUUGUCAUUGUAUCAACAGCAAGGGGCAGAAGGUUUCCAGGAACAAUGCAAACCCCAACAUCGUGAAGCCGGUGCGAGUGGAGACAUGUAUCAAAUGCGAUAAGCGUGUACGUGCAAACGACAUGCACAUAUGUCACGAUACCCCAGCAGUACCUGGGGAAUCUGGGUUCGGUGUGGAAUACCUCUGCAUGGGUUGCAAACAGAAGUUUGGGAGCGUACAAUUGUUUGAUAUGCACGUUUCUGGACUGCAUUCGGACGGUGUGGAGAGCCUGUUCUUUCCCGAUAUGAAUGAAUUUCUAUCGUGGAAAACACAUGUUCAGACAAGGACAAAAUGUUCAUACCUCAUCCUCGGUAAGUGUAACUUGAAACAGACAUACCGCUGUACAUACAUGCCGCCCUCGGAGACGGUCAACCACAGCAACAUCUCCCAUAUUUGCCCGGCCAGCAUAGUGGUCCAGGAGUUCACGAAAGGUAUACAGGUUCACUUCUACAAGAAACACCACGGACACAUGUGCCCACCGUACUCUUGCCCGGAGAAGUUCAAGAAAUAUUUAAUUACAACACUAAUGCAGAAGAAGGACUCAUUCGAUGUGUUUUACGAUGAGAAAGACCUGUAUUGCCAGUUUAAAGUUCUGCUGGAGAGUAUUAUAGUUGAGGCUGCUAAAGUUAAAAUCGACGAUUUGAAGCUCAUGUUGGAGAAGGCUCUAGAAAUGACCGCCAUUCUUAAUAAUUACGACGAAGACGAUGAUGAAUAUACUUAUUCCAAUAAGAAAACAUUGUGCGAAGAACAAGUAACUAAAGCGUUAAAUAUUUUGAAAGGUAAAAGAAAAGCCGAUGACAAUGAAAGUGAGAGUGUUGAUCAUAAAAAGAAGAAACAACCAAGCGAAGAAGUGAACCUCAAGAUUGUUAAUGUUGUGUCCAUGGCUAAACCAAUUGGGGAUGAUAUAAAAGAAGAACCGGGCAACGUGCACGAUGUAGACAAAUCGUGUAUGGUAAAAAAGUCUGACGCUAAGAAAACAGUGGAUGCGGAAAGUAAAACUGACGUCAGAAAAGAUGAUGAUGUCAAAAUAGAAAUUGUGUCAUCGCCGAGAAUACUGAGGAACGCACAGAUACAAUCACCGUCCUUCAAUGAUUCGUACAAAGACUUUGUCGAUAAAAAUUUCAUUUCUGUACAAAAUACGUCGAAAACAUGCCCUAAAACUGGUAAGUAUCAAGCUCCAAUGAAAAUGAGUCCGUUGGCGGCACCGUCCUCUGGUCCAGGACUGAGAUUGCGUCCGUUAAGCAAAUUAGUUGAUCCGAAGCAAAUUGAAGAGGAGCUAGCUAAAGACGAUGACAAUACCGCGCCUAAACCUAUUAAAAAUAUCACAUUUGACAUGAAAAAUACCAAAGAUCUGACUGUAAAAAAGAUUGAUCCUAACAAAGACCACACUAUAAGAACAGUUGACCCUAAAGAAAACAAAGGCCCCAAUGUGGAAUCUAAAUUUGGUGCGAGUAAAACAACGAAGGAUGUUAUGAAAAAUAAAGGUCCAAUAGUUCAUAAAGAGUUUAUACCGAAAAUGAAACCUAAAAAGCAAGUGAUGAAAACACGAAUAGGACAGUUCAAGCCCAGUUUCUCACCGAAGAAGAGUCUCUCUCCAAAGAAGUCUGAACAUAACACAAGCAUCGGAAAGGUUAAGGACAUAGAGUAUGAAGUUAAGGAACAAGAAAAUGACUGUAAUAUAUUGAUUUUGAAGAUUUAAUUAAGCAAUGAAUUCAACUUGUAAAAAGUAUUUACUGUAUUUAGGGUGUACAUAUUAAAAUUAACAGUAUUUUGAAUGAAAUAUCAAUUUGUAACAGCAAGCAAGUAAGCAACAGAAGGAAUUAAUGUCUGAAAGUUUUUUUUUUGUUUGUUGUAAUACAACUUUAAACUUGCUUCUUAAAAAAUUCAUUGACCACAAUCCUUAUCUGUUUGAUAUUUUUUAAAGGAUAAGAAAAAGGCACAAUUUGGUUUGUAUAUUUCAAAUGAAGUUAAUUUCGAAAAGAAGUCAAUUCACCAUCACCAUUUUUUCACAUAAACUCCUGGAUGUUGCUAGGUCUAUAUCUGUGGUUUUAUAAUUAUUGUGUAAUAAGUUGAAAUUAUGUUUUAAUUUAUGAUAUGUUUAAAUUUAAGAUAUCAAUCAUGCCAGAUUUUCAGACAAACGUUAUUAUAAUAACAGUAUCCAAUUUUUAUAAGAUAAGAUUCAUAAAAAUAAGUAAUCAAAUACAGUUAUAAGCUUGUUAAUACUCGACAGCGCAUAAUAACGCAAUGCUGGAUCAAACCUAAUGAAGAUUCAAUAAAAUAACGACCUUAUUACAAGCACGUUUUACUUUAAAAUCCAAAACAAAAUGACUCGCACUAUCUCACUCUCAAUGGAAAUACAAUAGCGAGCAGUCCAGUUUGCGGGUUCAAAUGGCGCGCUCUCAUUGGUUCAAACGCUCAAAUACUUUCGCGCCAAACAAAAAAAAUUUACUUCUACGCUGGUACAUCGGUGUUAUUCAUAAAAGUGGUUAUACUGUUUUAUAAAUAAAUAGACCCGCCGUUCAAAAAUGAACCUUAAAUUAUUGGAACAAAACACACAAUUCUUUUCUGAGUGGUAUAUCUGUAAAAUGACGUAUAAAAGCGAGGACGUAUGAUUUUCAUCAUCUCAUCUGUGAUUACAUGCCUACAUAAUAUAAUCUCUUAUCUCUUACGGGGAAGACAAAGUCAACAGUCUCGCAAACACCAAAUGACCACAUUCAGCUGUAGGCUCUAUGAUGAUAUAAAGAUUGAAAUAGUGAAUCUGUUAAUUUAGUAAAUAAUUGAUACAAGUUAAAUACUUAGUAAAGAUAAACAAUCUUGAUAAGUCUUUUUUUAUAUUUAUUUUUACCCACGAAAAGAAAAAAACAUUAUGAAAUAACAUUAACAAUUCAACCUUUAUUUAAGUACCUAAAUAAAUGGGGGUCGUCCAACCUUUUAUUUUAUUGUUUCUUCGUAUUAUCAGUCCAGGUUAUUUGUAAAGAGCAUAAUUUAUGUUUUCUUCUUUUUGUAUAUUACUGUUUGAAAUUUGUUAAGAUUUCAUUAAAACCCAUAUAAUAGUUAUUUAGGCACAUGUAUUAUCAAAGUUCGUAGUUGGGUCCCAUGUACAGUCAGACGCAUAUAAAUAACUGCAUGGAACUAUGGCAUGAUGACUUAGUUUUGUUUUGGAGUUUUAUUAUUAAAUUUGUUUUACAACAAGUAAAAUAUUCGUGAAAUUACUGCAUCAAUCAACAAAAAACUGCCUGAGAUAUAAUGAAGUUCAUAACACAUAAUUUGGGCGAGUCCAAAACACCUCUCAUUAAACCUUACUAAAUUGUGACGUCACAGCUGAGUAUUUUGAACGCAACAUAAACUUAUUAAUUAUUGCGUUUAUGGAUAUGAUGUCUUAACAAAUGUUGUGCUAAUUUAAAUUGUCUAAAAAUACCUUGUCAUCAUCCCAAAAUAGGCAAUAGGGGUUUGGUUUUAAGUGAUUUGUAUAUGUUGAUAUGCUGUUGACUGUGCCAAUUGAUUUUCCAAAAAAGUCUUUAUACAAUGCUGAUGAAUUUCAUGGAAAGUAGAUUUGUUUAAAUGUUCAUGUUAUAGCCUUAAUGUCAGUGGUAUUUCCUUUGUCACAAUUUCGGACAUCAAUGGGAAAGAGAUAGGGAUUUUUUAUUCUUAAGUGCCGUUAGCCACUCGACGAAUUCUGAAAUACUUGGGUUGUAUACAUUAUUUUUUGUUGUAAUUCUUUAGGAUAAUGAUAAAUACAUCGUUGUUUUAUUAAAUUUUGAAAUCUGAUAAUGCCUCCACUCACUUGAAAGUUGUUCCUGCGACUUAUGCCGUCAGAAUAUUUCCAACUCCGUGUCUCCAAAUCUAGGGAAUACCAAUUUAAUUUUCACAUACACUGGAUUUUUCAAAAUCUCACCUAACAUAUACUGAGCAUAUUUAAACGGUCAUUGAACUCGAAACUAUAUUUAUUUCUAACUAGCGUUUAGCCGCUGCUUCGCCCGCGCUUUUUUAGCGCCACCUACAAAAGAGUGCAGGUUUUUCGCAAAUCUCACGGGAACUUAAGUUUCAUCGCUAUGAAAGUAACCCUAAACCUAUACCUUUCUCUACGCGAAAUUUCAAGAAGAUUGGUCCGGUAGAUAACGCGUGUAGAAGCAACAAACAAACUCACUUUCGCAUUCAUAAUAUUUAGUAUGGAUUUCACUAUUCUUGGCUUUUAAAUACACCCUUUAACAUUCGCACUAAAAUACGCCCUUAAUGCUUUCUGUGAGAUAUAGUAUGGAGUCGCUGAAGUGAAAAAGGGUAAUUCGAAUCUUUGGCUAUAAUUUUAAUAGACAAAUGAAGUGUUACGUUGUAUUUUAUAAUAAUCAAAAGAAAAUUUAAUUGCAUACUGUGUAAAUAUUAUUUUAGGUAGAUAUUGUGACUGUUUAUUUUUAGUGACUAAUGUAAAGUUAGAUGUAUUUGUAUUUUUUA
Molecule: messenger RNA, 4973 nt
Organism: Amyelois transitella
Lineage: Eukaryota; Metazoa; Arthropoda; Insecta; Lepidoptera; Pyralidae
Exons: 3
Coding region: 106-2223 (705 amino acids)
Source: RefSeq, a predicted model, not a curated record